GCGAGCUUCGGCGAAGGGUGCAUCUUAACUUAACCAGAGGACAACGAACAGCGGUGGGUAUUUAUCCUUCGGUGCCCCUCCAUUUCAAUCGACCCGCAGACCCUAGCGAUCGAUCGCCAACCGAGGAGGGAAGGGAAAGCAAAUCGAGAGGAGAAGAAACCCUAGGUUCUUUCGUCGAAUCUUUGGUGCUGGUUUUUAUGGAUCCUGCCGUGCCAGCACCAUCCCCUGAUAAAUGUGAUGUGAAGGCUUCAUUUCGUAGACCCUUAAAUGACGCAGCUAAUAGGAAGUAUCGCCGCCAUUCACCUCUUGGUGAUUCAGAUUCAGAUUCAUCUGGGGGAAGUCCUAAACGUGGGCGGAGCCGUAGUCCGGUCCGUUCCAAGGAAGACCUUUCUAAGAUAGCUGAUGAUCAGCGGAGGAAAGAUGAUGGAAGAGAGUUAGAAAGGGGAUCCAACCGUUACCGGUCCAUCAGAGAACAUGGUUCUCAUAGACAUUCUGACAGAAACUCAUUUGGAAAUUCCCGUGACUUCCAUAGGCAUGAGGAUUAUGGCAGGCAUAGGAAGCAUGCUGAUGAGGAUGAGAGGAAUUAUCAUAGGUCUUCUCGGUCAGGUCGAGAAUUGAGGGAUGAGACUCGUUCUGACCGUAUCAGACGCGAUGGCGUAUCUGAUAGAUAUCGAGAUAGUCGGCGAGAUAUUGAUAAUUAUUCUAGAGAGAGGUAUGAAAAUAUGGAGCAUAGAAUUAAGAGGAAAGAGAGAGAAACUGAUGCCCAAGAGCACUACAGAUAUAGUGACAAAGAUUACGACAAAGCUGUCACUGGAAGCAGACAAAUCAACUCAAGCAGAGAUCAUGGUAAGAGUGGAGAGCGAGAUCGGCAGAAAGAUAGAGAAACUCGAGAUGACAGAAAGGACCAUCACAGGAGCCCUGGAAAUUACAAGAAUGAUCAUUCAUCUUUACAUGAUGAUUUGAGGGGAUAUGUGAAAGAUUCAGCUCCAGGAAGAGACAGUGGUAGCCUUCGAUUGGCAGAAACUCACAAGAGUGGAAAUAAGGAAAUUGAUGACCAGGAGGAUUUGAUGCAGAAGAAGCAGAGUUAUUGGGAAGGUGAUAAGCACAAGGAGAAAUAUAAGAAGGAACCAGAGGAAGGAAGGCAAAAUGAAGACAGAAGUUUGUCCAGUUACUGGGAAAGAGAUCGGAAAUAUGAACAACAUUUAGAUAAAUCCUCUAAUGUUAGGCAAAAUUCUUCAGCAACGAGACUUAAGCUGGGUAAUUCAGAAGGAAAUGCUGUGGAUGAGAAGCCAUGCUCAAGUUUAAAACAGGUAAAAGAGAUGGAUGAAACAGUGACUUCGGAACAUACAAGCUCAAUCACCAAUCAGGCUGGAGAUGGAAGUGAUCUUAAUGCAGCAAAAGUUGCAGCAAUGAAAGCUGCUGAAUUAGGUGUAAAUAAGAACCUUGUAGGAGUUGGAUACAUGUCUACCGACCAGAAGAAAAAGCUACUGUGGGGUAACAAAAAGAACAGUGCUGCUGAAGAGACAGCCAAUCGCUGGGAUUUAAAUCUGUUUUCAGAUCGAGAGCGUCAGGAGAAGUUCAAUAAACUCAUGGGUGUGAAGGGCACUGUGAUUCCAGAGCACAAACCCGAGAGCAAGGAUGGAAGCCUCCAGGAGAAGAGACAGGAGCUCGAGAUGGACCUGGAGAAGCAGUACACUGCUGGACUUCGGCGAAGAGAUGGCCGGACGGUUGGUCUUGGCCUGUAAUGAUCCCAAUCUCUAUUUUUGCUUGCUUCAAAUGUGUGUGUGGUAAACAAUUUUAUGCACAUCUUCUUGGGUGCCGAGGAAUAGUUUGGUGGUUGCUUUUGAACAUUUGUAGACCCAGUUCAUCUUUGGCAAUAUUAAAUACUAACAGAGGGAUGAUGAAGUUGUGCCUGCUGCUUCCA
Molecule: messenger RNA, 1924 nt
Organism: Phoenix dactylifera (date palm)
Lineage: Eukaryota; Viridiplantae; Streptophyta; Magnoliopsida; Arecales; Arecaceae
Product: pre-mRNA-splicing factor
Source: RefSeq, a predicted model, not a curated record